Messenger RNA from Paramecium tetraurelia, 867 nucleotides. RefSeq lists its product as uncharacterized. NCBI's taxonomy places the organism in Eukaryota, Ciliophora, Oligohymenophorea, Peniculida, Parameciidae. The transcript has 2 exons. The record is from RefSeq and is a predicted model, not a curated record.
AUGAUCUAUUUUAAUUUAAAUGUAGAAAAUUCUCUUAUAUUUUGUAUAGAUAAGGCAGAGAAAGGUAUCAGUAAAUGCAUUUUUGCGUCAAUGUAAAUUUAGAUUCCAGAAGUAGAAGUAAUUCAUAUAAUUAAUAAAGCCUCUUACAUGAGAAUACUUUGGAGAGAAGAAUGCAAAGUAAUUUUCUGCAUUUUAGAGAAUGAUCUAAAGUUUAAGAAGAAAGGUCAGAUUUUUGCACUUGAUAUUAAAAUUGCUACUUUUGACUGUUUAUUAUCAUUUUCCUUAGUAUUCAAGUCUUAUUUGUUUCCUAAUUGGCUUAAAUACUUUUUUUACAAACUUAAAUCAGCUUGUCCACUAUGGGUAAAGUUAGGACUAUGGUUAGCAUCGAGGAGAUAUUUUUGGAUAUAAAAUUAUUAAGGCAUUAGAAUGAUUAAGAGAAGAUACUUUACCUCAUUCGAUAGAAAAUACUAAUUAAUAAUUUAAAUAAAUGCUUUUGAGGAGCUUGAAAAAAACUAUUGCUUCAGUUACAAUAGCUCAAGUGCAUAGAGCUAAAUUAAAGAGAGAAUAAGUUGCUAUCAAACCUAGACGUCUAAAUAUUAAAGAUAAUUUAGUGAUGGAUAUAAGAAUUUUAUAAAAGGUUGCUAAUUUUUUAGUAAAACUUUAAAAAUUAAACAACGAAGAAUGGCUAUAGCAUUAGAAGAAUUUAAAAAAGCUCUUUUUAAUUACACUAAUUUAACAUUUAAAAAGAGAAACCUUAAGGUUUUUUAUAAAUUUAAAAAUAACCCUAAUGUUGUAUUUCUUAGACCUAUGAAGAAAAUGUAUCAGCAGAUAUUCUAACUGAAACAUAUGAAGAUGCAAUACCUUUGA